Daktulosphaira vitifoliae (grape phylloxera) is the source of this 460-nucleotide messenger RNA. Its product is annotated as UDP-glucose:glycoprotein glucosyltransferase 1-like. Gene Ontology annotation, cellular component: endoplasmic reticulum. Gene Ontology annotation, molecular function: UDP-glucose:glycoprotein glucosyltransferase activity. NCBI's taxonomy places the organism in Eukaryota, Metazoa, Arthropoda, Insecta, Hemiptera, Phylloxeridae. The annotation marks the transcript as partial. The transcript is spliced from 2 exons. The record is from RefSeq and is a predicted model, not a curated record.
UGAAUUAUACCCUGAUAAAAAACAAGAGUUACUAAAACUUAGAAUUCAUUUAUCUGAAGUAAGUGGUGAGUUAGCACCACUUAAAGCUUGGCAAUUUCAAGAAUUAAGCUUACAGGCAGCUCAAAGAAUAAUGAGUGGACCACCUCAAGACGCUAUUCAAACAUUCAUUCACAUAGCUCAAAAUUUUCCAACUCAAGCACGUUCAUUAGCAAAUAUUAAAGUUAGUAAAGAAUUAAGAAAUGAAAUUGCCAAAAACCAAGAUAGUUUUUCAAUGAAUUUAAAUUUGCAACCAAGUGACACCAUAAUGUUGUUAAAUGGAAUGUAUUUUGACACUGAUAUGACUGAUAUGUCCACUAUAUUAGAUACAAUUACUCAAGAAUUGCAAAUAAUGGAAGGGUUAUAUUCCAUAGGUAAACAUUAUUGUUUUAUAUAUAGCCUUUAUUAAAAUAAUAAUCAGCUC